AUGGCAUUACCUAUAGCCACAUACGAACCGGAUGCCAAUGCAACACCCGCACUGACAGAUGCAAAAAGAGCAAUGGGAACACCAAUAGUAACAGACAUGCCCACAACAACGCCCGCAGCACCCAUAGCCACAGGAAAGUCUGUAGGUACAUCUACAACCACAGCAGCACACACGGCCACAGGAAAAUCUGGACCAAUGACAACAUCCACUGCAUACAUGAAAGAUGUGCUAAGAGCAAUGGGAACACCAAUAGUAACAAACAUGCCCACAACAACGCCCACAGCACCCAUAGCCACAGGAAAGUCUGUAGGUACAUCUACAACCACAGCAGCACACACGGCCACAGGAAAAUCUGGACCAAUGACAACAUCCACUGCAUACAUGAAAGAUGUGCAAAGAGAAAUAGUAGAUCCAAUAACAGCAACGCCACCCAGAACAAUGACCUCACCCAUACUGACGGACACACCCAUAGUGAUGACAGCACCCAUAGUAAAAGAUGAAACCUUGACAACACUAACAUCCAAGGAAACAGUAGCAAAUUCAAAGACACAUACCAUAACAUCAGACACAUCCAACAACAGCUCGAGCAUCACUCAGACACGUGACUGUAUUUCAGAUGAAGGCGCGGCUCGACUUGGAACCGUUGCUGGCUCCGUCAUUGAAGAUGACGCCCCAACUGAGUAUCCAAGCUCCACACCGAUCAAGGACGACAAGCCCCGGACUCCCCUGAACCAUCCCAACCAACGAAAGUCAAGGAACGAACAGCAAGGUGUCGACCCGCAUAUCUCCAGGAUUGCAUGGUGGAAAGAUGAACAGCAAGGUGUGGCCCUCACGAUCUUGGCGUGGCCAUUCUGGUGGCGGGAGGAACAGCAUGACUUCGAGCGUCCAAUCGUGGCCUGGGUCUAA
Molecule: messenger RNA, 906 nt
Organism: Branchiostoma floridae (Florida lancelet)
Lineage: Eukaryota; Metazoa; Chordata; Leptocardii; Amphioxiformes; Branchiostomatidae
Product: endochitinase A-like
Exons: 3
Coding region: 1-906 (301 amino acids)
Source: RefSeq, a predicted model, not a curated record